Molecule: messenger RNA, 1473 nt
Organism: Chaetomium strumarium
Lineage: Eukaryota; Fungi; Ascomycota; Sordariomycetes; Sordariales; Chaetomiaceae
Exons: 3
Coding region: 1-1473 (490 amino acids)
Biological process (GO): signal transduction
Molecular function (GO): protein binding
Source: RefSeq, a predicted model, not a curated record
AUGAACUUCGACUCGGGGACCGCCUAUGCGGAGUCAGAUGCAGACGACGAGUACGAGAGAGAUAUCCAUGGCAGCUCGCCCAUAGCCACCGACGUGGAGAACUCCCCGAUCGACUCCGACCCGCCAUCAGCCGAGCACACACCCACCACGUACGGCUACCGCUCCAGCGCCGACAGGCUACCCGAAACUAUCAUAUCCGAGUGGACCGCCGAAGAAUGCGCCGAUUUCAUUGCCAGCAUAGGCGUGCAACAAUAUGCAGACAGGUUUAUAGAAAAUGACAUCGUCGGCGAAGCCCUCGUGGCUCUGCAGCAUGAGGAUCUCAAAGCCAUGGGGAUCACUAGUGUUGGACACCGUCUGACCAUCCUUAAGUCGGUUUACGAUGUCAAGAAGGCACAGGACGUUCCCAUCGAACCUGAUCACUAUAUGCCGCCAACUGCCGAGACACAAGCACAGUCGUCAAAUGCGACACUGAAGGAUAUUAAGCACCUCGUGGAACAGCUGCGCCUUCGAGACGAGCGGAUGGCAUUAUUUGAGCAGGAUCUCCGAAGAUUAACUGAGGACUUCAGGAGGUUGCGGGAAGACAUGCUGCCCGCAUUACGGCUGGCCAAAAACGCCCAACAACCGCUGCCAACGCUCAACAACGGUCAGACGUACGAGAGCACGCUUUCGCCCCCCGCGCCCACACCAUCAACAGCAGGUCAGGGCAGUGCAGGUUUGAACCGCCAGUACUCCACCAAGAAGAUUAUGCUGGGAACCACACCCAAGGCCACAUCUCCAACCCACCUGCAAACGAGCCACGACCGGUCCAUCGUCGAACAGACGCUCGAUCCCUCGAGCGCCGCCGAAAGAGCCGUUCUCUCCUCGUCCCAUCUGGCCGCUAUGAACGGGAAUGCGGGCAGCUCCUCGUCGCCCUCGUACCCUUCUCCCAACAUGCCAUCCCCAACCUCUCCGCCCACCGGAGGCAUGAUGACCGGCACCACGCUUGGCGCGCGCUCCUACCGCGGCGAGCAAACGACACCUUCAAGCCGCUCCACCUUUACCUCGAACGAUCAUUACAGCCAACCACAGAGCGGCACCGCCCCGCGCAGGAUGCAGACGCCCGCCCCAGAAACGCCAGGCGCAAGCAGCAACGCCUCGGUCGAGAUCUUCAAGUCCUUCCGCGUCAGCAUGGAUGACCCGUGCUACAAGGUCCUCCCCGCCGCGCUCAAGAAAUACCAGAUCAACGCGCCGUGGGACCAGUACGCGCUGUAUAUCGUCUACGGCGAUCAGGAGCGGUGCCUGGGGUUGGACGAGAAGCCUCUGAUAUUGUUCAAGCAGCUGGAUAAGGAGGGCAAGAAGCCCAUGUUCAUGCUCCGGAAGACGGCGCCUCCCGAUGGCGGGGCCGGCGAGGCGCCUGGGAGUGCGGGCCUAGCCGGCGCCUCGGCGAGAGGAGGCACCGGGACGGGCUAUGACCCGCCGGGAGGCAUCAUUUAG